Molecule: messenger RNA, 1542 nt
Organism: Periconia digitata
Lineage: Eukaryota; Fungi; Ascomycota; Dothideomycetes; Pleosporales; Periconiaceae
Source: the annotation of a GenBank genome assembly
CAACCAUCGUCGUUCUUUCACGUCACCCGGUGCUCUCCCUCAGCAAUGAGCCCCUCCGUGAGACCGGGCAGCCGGGAUGAAGGUUCUAGUGUGACUGCACCCGAUGAAACAACACCUCUGCUUGCUGCCAGCAUCACUGCACCUGUCCCGCAGUCUGCCGAAGUCGAGCAAUCCCAUGAAGAGCGGAUUCAUCCAGCAGAACAAAACGAUGAAGAUGCCCCGAUCCCCAAAUUCCAGAUCUUUCUGCUCAGCUAUGCAAGUCUUGUGGAGCCAGUCGCUUUCUUCUCGAUUUUUCCUUAUAUCAAUUCCAUGAUCAACAAUGUUGGAGGGAUUGAUACGGAAGAUGUUGGGUUCUAUUCUGGAUUGAUAGAAAGCUUGUUUUCGGCCACACAAAUGUGUGUCAUGGUAUUUUGGGGAAAAGCCUCGGACCGCUUUGGAAGGAAACCCGUUCUCUCCAUCUCCUUGUUUGGGAUCGCAAUUACUACUGCGCUAUUUGGAUUGAGCACCGCUCUAUGGCAGAUGAUUCUUUUCCGCUGCCUGGCCGGUGUAUUUGCUGGUACCGUGGUGACUGUUCGGACAAUGCUUUCGGAAAACUCGACCCCAAAGACACAAGCCAGAAUAUUCAGUUAUUUCGCUUUUGCAAGAAAUCUAGGGCUGCUGCUUGGACCGAUCAUUGGCGGAGCAUUUGAACACCCGGCAGACAAGUUCCCUUCUAUGUUUGGUCGAGCUCAAUUUUUCCACGACUUUCCUUAUGCAUUGCCCGGCUUCGUCAGUGCGCUGGUCCCACUGACAGCCACUUUCUCUUCAUCUAUCUUUAUCAAAGAAACUCUUAAUGUCAGGAAAUCAAAGGACACGCCCAACAAAGAACCGAUGUCUACCUGGGAGCUCAUCAACUAUCCAGGCAUCCGACAAGUCCUCUUCAUCUUCAACUACGUCAUGAUGCUAGCCAUGGGAUUCACCGCCAUCUUUCCCGUAUUCAUGUUUACAACUAUUCCUCUUGGUGGGCUCGAGCUUUCUCCUGGAUGGAUCGCCACCUUUAUGAGCGUGGGCGGAUUAGCCCAGUCCCUCUGGCUUCUUGUCGUAUUUCCCUGGUUGCACAAGCGUGUCGGUACUGAGGGCGUUGUCAAGUUCAGUGCCGUUGUAUGGCCAUGCUUUUUCGCCAUUGAUCCCCUAUGCAAUCUUUUCUUGCGUCGCGGUUUAAAGCCCCUGUUUUGGACGGUCUUUGGUAUCAAUAACGUGGUUGGUUGCGGAGUCGCAAUGGCUUUUGCUGCGGUCCAGUUAGCAGUUAACGACAUUGCGCCUUCACCCGAGACCUUGGGUGUACUUAACGCUAUUGCGCUCGGCCUCCAGAGCGGACUUCGGGCUAUCAUUCCCGCUUUAUCGACCAGUUUAUAUGCGACUGGUGUCAAAUAUCAUAUUCUCGGGGGCCAGUUCUUCUGGGCCAUCUUGGUGGUUGCGGCUCUUGGCUUGAGUUUGGUUAUUCGAAUCCUGCCUGAAAAGCUGAAAGGCAAACCCAAGAGUCGCGAGAACGGAACUGCAUGA